Dicentrarchus labrax (European seabass) is the source of this 4405-nucleotide messenger RNA. It is a transcript of the gene nf2b, whose product is annotated as NF2, moesin-ezrin-radixin like (MERLIN) tumor suppressor b. The transcript has 17 exons. Gene Ontology annotation, molecular function: cell adhesion molecule binding; actin binding. Gene Ontology annotation, cellular component: plasma membrane; apical part of cell; adherens junction. The record is from RefSeq and is a predicted model, not a curated record. Gene Ontology annotation, biological process: positive regulation of early endosome to late endosome transport; regulation of organelle assembly; positive regulation of protein localization to early endosome. Bases 342 to 2120 code for a protein of 592 amino acids. NCBI's taxonomy places the organism in Eukaryota, Metazoa, Chordata, Actinopteri, Moronidae.
UAACAGCAAGCUAACCAGCGAAAGCACGUCGCAGCCGAUAACGCCAGCAAAGUUGUUUCCUUCGGGCUUUUUUUUAAAAACAACAACAAACAACUUUAUUAUAGUUACAAAGUGAUUUCGCUCGAUUUGUUUAAUUAUGGAGAUCUCUCAAAAGUUCCGCUCUUUCUACAACUUGUUUUGGUCCGUUUUCGUGGCAUAACUGGGAAGCUAACGCUGUCUGGUGAUAUCAGUUAGCUUAGCAUUGGUCUCCCCAACAACACACACAAAAAAAAAGCCCAGCCUCCUCUGAGCCUUGUUGGACGGCAGAAGUUUGAGAGUUUACUCGCUGCAGCACCCACAACAUGUCUAUCCUAGGAUUAAAGAAGAAACAGCCAAAGACUUUCAAAGUCAAAGUCAUCACCAUGGAUGCUGAAAUGGAGUUCAGCUGUGAGGUGAAGUGGAAAGGUAAAGACCUGUUUGACCUGGUGUGUCGCACUGUUGGUUUGAGGGAGACCUGGUUCUUUGGACUCAGGUACACAGUAAAGGACACCUACGCCUGGCUGAAACCAGAGAAGAGGGUCUUGGACCAGGAGGUUCCCAAGGACUCUCCCAUAACAUUUCAUUUCCUGGCUAAGUUCUUCCCAGAAAAAGUAGAAGAAGAGUUGGUCCAAGAAAUAACUCAGCACCUCUUCUUCUUACAGGUGAAAAAACAGAUAUUAGAUGAAGAGAUAUUCUGUUCCCCUGAAGCGUCUGUUCUGUUGGCAUCAUAUGCUGUCCAAGCCAAGUAUGGGGACUAUGACCCAAACUUUCACAAGCCAGGCUUCCUCGCACAAGAUGAGCUUUUGCCAAAAAGAGUUUUGAUGCAAUAUCAAAUGACAGCUGACAUGUGGGAGGAGAAGAUCACAGCUUGGUAUGCAGAGCACAGAGGCAUCGCCAGGGACGAGGCUGAGAUGGAGUACCUAAAAAUUGCUCAGGACCUUGAGAUGUAUGGUGUCAGCUACUUUGCCAUUACCCAAAAUAAGAGGGAUACUGACCUGUUACUCGGAGUGGAUGCUCAGGGUCUUCACAUCUACAGCCCCAACAGCAAACUCAACCCUAACAAGUCCUUUCCUUGGAGCGGCAUUCGCAACAUAUCUUACAGUGAAAAGGAGUUCACAAUCAAACCCCUGGACAAAAAGAAAGAUGUUUUCAAAUUCUACUCCUCUCAACUGCGUGUCAACAAGCUGAUCCUGCAGUUGUGCAUCGGUAACCAUGAUCUAUUCAUGAGGAGGAGGAAGGUGGACUCCAUUGAAGUGCAGCAGAUGAAGGCUCAAGCUAAAGAGGAGAAGGCCCGCAAGAAGAUGGAGCGUCAAAUUCUGGCACGAGAAAAACAGAUGAGGGAGGAGGCGGAACGAGCAAAAGAGGAGAUGGAGCGAAGACUUUUCCAGCUGCAGGACGAAGCACGAUUGGCCAACGAGGCACUGCUGCGAUCUGAGGAGACAGCGGACCUGCUGGCAGAGAAGGCCCAGAUUGCUGAGGAGGAGGCCAAGCUGUUGGCCCACAAGGCUGCAGACGCUGAGCAGGAGAGGCAGAGGUUAGAGGUCACCGCCAUGAAGACCAAGGAGGAGAAAAGGCUGAUGGAGCAGAAGAUGAGGGAGGCAGAGCAGCUGGCUGUCAAACUGGUGGAGCAGUCCGAGAGGAGGUUGAAGGAGGCAGAUCACCUGAAACAGGACCUGACCGAGGCGAAGGAUGCUGAGCGGAGAGCCAAACAGAAGCUGCUGGAGAUCACCAAAACAACAUACCCUCUCAUAGCGGCCUACUCUACUCCUCCUGCUCCCCCUGCCCCUCCUGAAGCAGCCGACUUCGGCUAUGAAUCGGCAUCUACGCGCCUCGACUUCAAGGACUCUGACAUGAAAAGGCUGUCAAUGGAGAUUGAGAGAGAGAGGCUGGAGUACAUGGAGAAGAGUAAACACCUGCAGGACCAGCUGAAAGAGCUGAAGACCGAGAUUGAGUCUCUGAAGCUGGAGGAGCAGCAGCAACAGGCUGGCCUCUACAACCUCCGCAGUGAGGCGAGAGGAUACGUCCAGGAGCCUGUCUAUAUACCUCACAGCAAUCGAAACUCUGCGUACAUGUCUCAGAUGGCCUACUUUGAAGAAGUGUGAUCCCAGUCCUGCCAGACAAGGAGGGAGGGCACCAGCUGUUGUGACUCUGUGUUUUCUCAAAUUGUGUGGUUAAUUUUUACCUGGCUGACACAAACAGUCAGACACAUACGUACACUAUAACUGUGGGCUUUGGAAAGACUUUUAAUCUGUCCUCAACAUCAAACAGCCACUAGUUUGUCUGCCAGCACAGGCUGUCAUGCUAGGCUGUACCACCUGCUACACUACAGCACCUUCCAUGUAUAACAAAAUAUAAAAACUUGAGUUUGUUAUAUAUAACAAACACAAUAAUGUGUGUAACACUGAUUCAGGAUAUGGUGCUGAAGAUGGAUGAAUGAAUGAGUUCUGAUUUGCUGAUGUUUUUUUGUGGCUUUAAGGGAUAUUUAGCUGUAAGAUGGUCAGAUUUAGAAUUAUGACUUAAUGACAGGUUACACAUAAAUGCCCUAAAAACAUUUUGGGACAGGGAUUAAGUUGAAAUGUGUCACAAACCGGUUUUAUGAAAAUAUAUAAAUAUCCUUAUGAAUGUGUAAAUAUAUUGGCAGCCUUUGGUCAUUUUCUUUCAAACGAGCAAAAUUUUGCUCAAACUUAUAUAUAGUAUAUUAAAGAAAAUCGAAAUUGGCACAUUUCUGAUUAUAAAUUUAACAAGGUAUUGUUGAAUGUAGCAUUCAACACUAAAAAUAAACUCAAGAUAACUCUUGAUCAAUAAUAUGUAAUGUGAAAAAGAACUUUGUGAUAAAAGUAAUUUAUAAAAGUACUAAUUGGAAGAAAAGUCUAAAUAUUCAGAGCAGACGGGUGCAGGGACAGUGUCUAAAUGUGACACAAAAUGCAGUGUUUGAUCUUUGUUCUGGUAUUUCAUUUGUAUUUGCUUGCUGUUUCUGUUACUAGGUUCAUUACUGACAACAGCACACAGGUGCCUUUUAUUGUUUUCUUGCAAUGUGAUAGUUAAUAGAAAUGUAGUAUACAGUUGCAAGCUUGAGCUCAUUUCAAGUUUUUAUAUUUUGUACUCUAGACUGUUGUCGUGCCUUGAACUUUAUUUUGUACUAUUAUGAUUUGAGUUACUAAGGUUUUAUUUGGUAUCAUUGUGCUCAAAUGUCUUAGCAUUAGGGGUUACUUUAAGUUUGGGGUUGAUUUCAUACCCUGACUCAUUUGCUGAGUAGCAGAUUGAUGGCUUUUCCAUUUCUUCUAUUCUUUCUUUUUGCCUCAUGUUUUUCUCAGGGUUAGUGUUGGAGACAAUCACUGCAGGUAGAAUCUUAUUGUUUUUUUCCCCCCUGAGAUAUACAUUGCGGUAUCCAUUCAUGUUUACCUUUUUGAACAUGUUAUUUUGAUUUAACUUGGAUAAGUCCAAUAGUUUGGCAGCAGUGGGUGAACAGUCCUCAGUACAUUCUCAAAAAGGGAGAGGCUGGAGGCCAGAUGUACAGCCAGAGGUUCUGUUUGUUUAUUUGGACUGAAUUCAUUAUGGACUGAACAGUGACAAAUAAUUGGUUCUUUUCUCAUCAACACAUUGCGUAAGUGCUUCAGUUUGCAACUUUAACCUUAUUUAUUUGUGUUCUUUAAAUAACAUCACCAUACAUCUUGAGCUCCACCAUUGUGGGGAUUGUAAUUUAAUGUGUGUUUCUAUAAUGGGAUUUUCCUGCCAAAUUCAUGUCCUGUGUUUAGGAAUAAUUUUACAUCUGAAACAAUGUUGUACUUUACGGGAUUAGAGUUACUUUCGAGUGACACAAAUUAAUAUUUACAACAAAGAUGUGUUAUUUGUAACCUCGUUAUUUUGUGAACAGUUUAAUUACAACAGUGAUCAUACGACAGUGUUUCUAUUUUGCCUGAUGUUUGUGCAGACAUUAGUCUCCUAGAUCAGUCAGUAAAAUGCAGACAGAGCGAACACCCCCAUCAAGGCCACACAAUCCUCUAAAUAUGUCAUUUUAUUUGUAGAACAAUCUUAAUAAUGUGUAAUCUGCAGUCAUUAAUAGUCUGAGUAAUUACAUUUAAAGAUGGAUGAAUUGUGGGAAAUGUGAGCCAGACUCUCUACCACUGAGGAUUCGUCAUUUACAUUGAUCAUGUGCUGUCGUGCAGUCUGCCGGUGUAUUGCCGCUAAAUCUUUUGGGAUGUGAUUUGAAAAGACCUGCUAUCGUUUAGGACUGAGUUGGGUUGGGUCAGAGUGUCACAGGUCUUUGCAAAUCAAGCACCAACCUUAAUUUGUAACUUAAAUUGUGUGACGUCUCUAUUUAUACUAUAUAGUGGAGAUCAAAUGUAGCCAGUAAUCUGGUAACAUCCUGCAUUAAAACCAUACACCA